Punica granatum (pomegranate) is the source of this 1668-nucleotide messenger RNA. The record is from RefSeq and is a predicted model, not a curated record. NCBI's taxonomy places the organism in Eukaryota, Viridiplantae, Streptophyta, Magnoliopsida, Myrtales, Lythraceae.
ACUGAACCGUACCCCCUAAGCUGAUCACCCCAUAGCCCAUAAUUCAAUUCCUUCCUUCAAUGGCGGUCCAGCUUUAUGAUCACGAUGAUAAUCAACCUGCUGUAUAGUAAUUGAGCUAUAGCAAAUAAUGGAGGAUUCCUCUUCGCCAGCUUCAUCUGCUUUGCCCCCAAACCCUUCUUUCCGUCUCAUAUUGGAAGAGACGCUGCCGCUGCCGACUACAGAACCAACAAGCAAUAGCAAUAGGUUCGGCCUCGUCAAGAGCAUAUCCACCAAGGAGUCACGGCUUCCCUCGUUCUCUGACUUCCCGGCCACCCCAGCCCUUUCUCCGUCCCGCCUCAGCCUCCACACCUCCUCCUCCCAGUAUUACUCCCCGCCCCACCCCUUUGUGGCCGCUACCAAAAUCUCUGCUGAAUUUGAUGCAGCGGCUAACUUUCGCUGUGUCUUCUCCGUCCUCAAGAAGGAUGGUCAGGUUUUAUCUAUGUCAAUUUCGAACAACCUCGUCUACACUGGCACCGAGAGCAAUGUCAUUAGGGUCUGGAAGCUCCCAGAGUUCAUCGAGUGCGAUCAGCUAAGGGCCAAGGCGCACAGGGCGGUUGCAAUGGCAGUGUCGGGUUUCAAUGAUCAGGUUUGUGCGGCAUAUUCUGAUGGCAAGGUCCGGGUUUGGCGUAGGAUGUGGACCGGUGGCUCGGUAAAGCAUGCGAAGAUAGCGACAGUGCCCAGCACCGGCAGUUUCGUCAUGAGCUACAUAACCGGAAAAGACAAUAUGAUGAAGCACCUGGGCCCCAUCACAUCCCUCGCCAUCAACCCCACCGGAGACAUCCUCUACUCCGCCUCCCUCGACACCACCGUCAAGGUCUGGCGCCUCUCCGACUUCCGCUGCAUCGAGACCUUCCAGGCCCACCCCCAGUCGGUCAACGCCAUCGCAACUGGCCCCGAUGGUGUCCUUUACACGGCUUCUGAUGAUGCCACCAUUCGUGUAUGGCGGGGCCACCUCUCGUCGUCGUCCUCCUCCUCCUCCUACUCGUCCUCCCUUGCCACAGCCCACUCCCUCAUCCUCACCCUCCGGGCAAAGAACUCCCCCAUUAAAACCCUGUCUCUGGCCGCAGGUGGCGAGGUGCUCUAUGGCGGCUGCACGGACGGCUACAUCCACUUCUGGCUCAGGGCAAUCAGCUCCUUCUCCACGUGCCAGCUGCAGUACUGUGGGGCACUCCAGGGCCACUCGCACGCUGUGCUAUGUGUGACGAGCCUCGGCCGUUAUCUAGUCAGUGGCUCGGCCGAUGCGACAGUGAGGGUCUGGGCCAGGGAAACAGGAGGUCAGCACGAGUGUGUGGCGGUUCUGCUGGGGCACAGGGGCCCGGUAAGGUGCGUAGUCGCCUACCGGGACCGCAUGUUAGUGAAGGAGGAGGAUUCGUUGGUCGGUGGUGGUUGCACGAUAUGUACUGGGAGUCUGGAUGGGGUUCUAAAGGUUUGGCGUGUCACCGGCGUUUCCGACCGAAGUGUUCAGUCUUCUACAAGAAUUGCUUAAAAAAAAGAUUAAAUUAAUUGUAAAAUUAGCAAUUUUUAAGAUAGUUUUCAAACAUUGAUUGCUGUAAAAAUAUUCAAUAAGUACUUUAUAAUGCUUGAUCCGAUCGAUAGGGUGCAUUUGAACCUCGAAUAUUACAUUGUUUU